This is a messenger RNA of Cynocephalus volans (Philippine flying lemur), 2434 nucleotides long. It is a transcript of the gene PPP3CC, whose product is annotated as protein phosphatase 3 catalytic subunit gamma. Gene Ontology annotation, biological process: calcineurin-mediated signaling. The coding region runs from base 350 to 2104 and encodes 584 amino acids. The transcript is spliced from 17 exons. Gene Ontology annotation, cellular component: cytoplasm; calcineurin complex. Gene Ontology annotation, molecular function: calmodulin-dependent protein phosphatase activity; calmodulin binding. NCBI's taxonomy places the organism in Eukaryota, Metazoa, Chordata, Mammalia, Dermoptera, Cynocephalidae. The record is from RefSeq and is a predicted model, not a curated record.
AGUUGGAAGCGCGCGCGGGGGGGACACGCGUGCGCGCACGCGGGCCUGGCCGCGAACAACCGCGGCCGCCGUGGUCGCCUCCCUCAGCCGCUUUUACGGUCGCUCCGGACGCCGUGUUCCCCGCUGCUGUCUCAGGGGGGAGCGGCCGGCUGGUGGGCCCGCAUCCUGUCGGUGGAGUCGGGGACUGGCGCCGUCGCGGCCUCUGGUGCUUGGGCCGCCCUGAGGAGCCGGGGCCGGGCGGGGCGGGCUGACGGCCCCGGGUCGCUGAGGCCGCUGGAGAAGGAGGCGGCGGCCGAGCGGAGGAGCCCGUCCGGCAGUCUCCGGGAGCCGGGAGGAGGCCGAGGGGACCAUGUCCGGGAAGCGCUACCACUUCUCCACUACCGAACGCGCCAUCAAAGCUGUCCCCUUUCCUCCAAGCCAACGGCUUACUUUGAAGCAAGUAUUUGAGAAUGGGAAACCUAAAACUGAUGUUUUGAAAAACCAUUUGGUAAAGGAAGGACGGGUGGAGGAGGAAGUAGCCUUAAAAAUAAUCAAUGAUGGGGCUGCCAUCCUGAGACAAGAGAAGACAAUGAUAGAAGUGGAUGCUCCAAUCACAGUGUGUGGUGACAUUCAUGGACAAUUCUUUGACCUGAUGAAGUUGUUUGAAGUUGGAGGAUCACCUAGUAAUACACGCUACCUCUUUCUGGGUGACUAUGUGGACAGAGGCUAUUUCAGUAUAGAGGAAUAUCUGCUGUUUAACUGGCAAAUUAAAAUUUUAGUUGACAUGAAGAAGGCAAAGGAUAGACCACGACUAAAUGAUAAAGUAUUUGUUUUACUUUGGGGGAAGAUGUGGCUCUUGUUGCAGGCAUUAUCUGGCUUCCACAAGCUGGAUGCUGUCUUGUUCCUGGACAGCUGUGACUCCAAAGGAGGAUUGUGUGUGCUGUAUUUAUGGAGUUUAAAGAUUAAUCAUCCCAAAACAUUGUUUCUGCUUCGAGGAAAUCAUGAAUGCAGACAUCUUACAGACUAUUUCACCUUCAAACAGGAAUGUCGAAUCAAAUAUUCUGAACAGGUGUAUGAUGCGUGUAUGGAUACAUUUGACUGUCUUCCUCUUGCUGCCCUCUUAAACCAGCAGUUUCUCUGUGUUCAUGGAGGAAUGUCACCUGAAAUUACUUCUUUAGAUGACAUUAGGAAAUUAGACAGGUUUACUGAACCUCCCGCCUUUGGGCCAGUGUGUGACUUGCUUUGGUCUGAUCCCUCAGAGGAUUAUGGCAAUGAAAAGACCUUAGAGCACUAUACCCACAACACUGUCCGAGGAUGCUCUUAUUUUUACAGUUACCCUGCAGUUUGUGAAUUUUUGCAGAACAAUAAUUUAUUAUCAAUAAUCAGAGCCCACGAAGCCCAGGAUGCUGGGUAUCGAAUGUACAGGAAGAGCCAAAUAACAGGCUUUCCAUCACUUAUUACAAUUUUCUCUGCCCCCAAUUACCUAGAUGUCUAUAACAAUAAAGCUGCUGUGCUGAAAUAUGAAAAUAAUGUCAUGAAUAUAAGGCAGUUUAACUGUUCCCCACACCCCUACUGGCUUCCCAACUUUAUGGAUGUUUUUACAUGGUCUUUGCCCUUUGUUGGAGAAAAAGUCACAGAGAUGCUGGUUAACAUUCUCAACAUAUGCUCUGAUGAUGAACUGAUUUCAGAUGAUGAAGCAGAAGAUCACUACAUUUCAAGCUAUCAGAAAGGAAGCACUACAGUUCGUAAGGAGAUCAUCAAGAAUAAAAUCAGAGCCAUUGGGAAGAUGGCACGGGUCUUCUCAAUUCUUCGGGAAGAGAGCGAGAGUGUGCUGACUCUCAAGGGCCUGACUCCUACAGGUACACUCCCUCUUGGUGUCCUCUCAGGAGGAAAGCAGACUAUUGAGACGGCCACAGUAGAAGCAGUAGAGGCCCGGGAAGCCAUCAGAGGGUUUUCGCUUCAGCACAAGAUCCGGAGUUUUGAAGAAGCCCGAGGUCUGGACCGAAUUAAUGAGCGCAUGCCACCCCGAAAAGAUGGCAUACACCCUGAUGGGCCAGUGAAAUCGGUAACCCCUGUACAUACAAAUGCUACGCACAGGAGUGACCAGGGGAAGAAAGCCCAGUAAUGACUCAAGGUCCUGCUGUGACCCAGGCGGAUCUAAAACUUAGAACAAAUUUUAUUUAUUUAUUACUGGAAAAUGAAACAAAAACAACUCAAACAACUUAAACCUGGAGGUGCAUUCAUAAUUCAGUCUGCAUUUAUUCUGUAAGAAAGGUGACCAUUUUAUAAAUUCUUUUAAUUAUGUUCAGUAUAUGUGUAUACAAAUUGCAUCUGUUUUGUUUUUCCCUUUUUCCCCAUAAUUUUUAGGAACUCAUCUGAUUGUUGUCAAUACACAUGUGAACUCUUGUGCUAUAAAGGGGAAGUUCCCCUAAUAAAAGGGCCUUGGAAACCUCAA